Ruditapes philippinarum (Manila clam) is the source of this 1160-nucleotide messenger RNA. RefSeq lists its product as uncharacterized. The transcript is spliced from 2 exons. The record is from RefSeq and is a predicted model, not a curated record. The coding region runs from base 153 to 1160 and encodes 335 amino acids. NCBI's taxonomy places the organism in Eukaryota, Metazoa, Mollusca, Bivalvia, Venerida, Veneridae.
ACUUUUCAUAUUUACGUGAGAUGAUAUAUAAUUCAAGUUAUAAAUACAAUUAAGUUAUAUAUCUGUUCGAUUUUGACACAGAUAUUGUUGGAGAAUAUUAAACUGUGUCCAAAGGAACUUUAACUUGCGUACAUUUAAACCACACAUCAAAAAUGGAUUUUGAAAAACUAUUUCAGCACCCGGAAUAUGAGAACUACGUAUGUGUAAACUUGGCUUUAGUGUUUGUAUGUCAGUUGCUGAAGCCCUACACGGAACAAGGUUUACAACAGGUACAUCAGGAUAUAAAAAAUAAACUGGCCGGAAAGUCAAAAUGUACCGGAACUUGUGGGAAUCAACCUUCAAGAUGGUGUCAGCCUUGUAAAAGCUGGCAAAAACCCCUCCAAAGUCAUUCUACAAAGCGCCCAAUAGAUUGGACGAAACAUACAACGGCAAAUUGGGAAGAAUCUUUUGAAAAUAUUGCUAGUGUUUUCACAACACUUCCCGGAGAUGGUACACCAGCGAAUUACCUCGAUCUCUCAAAUGCAUGCAGUAUAUGGGAAAGAUGCAAAGCAUUUGAAAUGAAGAAAGUUGUAAUAAAUAACGUCAGGAAAUGUAGAAAUAAAUAUUUUGCCCAUAACGACACUCUCCGCGUUGACGGGAAUAGCAAGGCAGAAGUUUUUGAUGCAUUAAGAGAUCUUCUUAAUGACAAAGACGUUGGAAGUCACAUCGACAAAAUAUUGUGUAUGGAUAAAUUACAAAAAAUAAUGAAUACACCUUGUCUUCAGAACACAAUUUCAAACAUAAAAAAGAAUUUUGAUCACCAGUCCGAAAAAACAAUUGAGAGCUUGAGUAAAUCUACUGCAAUGGUCAGUGAAAAAUGCGAAAUUUUGAAAGACAUACAAUAUGAACUGAAAAAAUUAAAUCAAAAUCAAACACGCGUCAAUUUAGAGAUAAUAGAUAACCUUCAUGACAUUUCAAAAAUGGUUAAAACUACAAACAAAUCUUUGAAGAAACAUGUAUUGGCUAUGUUUGUGUAUAUUGCAGUCGCUUUUACGAUUGCUGGUCGAUAUAUUUCGGGCAACAAUAAACCUGAUUGGAAUGGCAUCUCAUCUAAUAACAUGGCUAAUAAUAUUCCUGCUGGUAAGUUAAAGAACUUUGUUUUUAUAUCAUUUGUACUUUAA